AGUCGCCGCCGCGACAACGCUGUGCCCAAAAAAAGUUCCGUUCCAAGGAGAAAGUCUUUUAUUUUGUUAUGCGAGCAGAAUGGGCGAUGAUUAUUUGAAAGACAUCGAAGCCCCGUUCAACAUCCUCGACUACGCGGUGGGGCGAAAAAUAGGCUCCGGCUCCUUCGGGGAGAUCUACAGGGCCAAGCACCGCAAGACGGGCCUCCUCGUGGCCCUGAAAGUGGAGCCCAAUAGUGCCCACAAUCUGCAAUUGUGCUUCGAGUACCAGCUUUACAAUAUCCUGAGCCAGGGUGCCGGCAUUCCCAAGGUCUACCGCUUCCACUCGGCCAGGAAGUACAAUGUGAUGGUGAUGGAGCUUCUGGGUCCUUCGCUGGAGGAUCUCUUCAUUUUCUGCAAGCACCGUUUCUCCCUGAAGACGGUGCUCAUGCUGGCGGAGCAGAUGAUCGAGCGGUUGGAGUUCCUGCACUCGCAUAACUUCCUUCACCGUGACAUCAAGCCGGACAAUUUCGUGAUGGGUCGAGGUGACACUAGGCACCGGCUGUACUUAAUCGACCUGGGCCUGGCCAAGCAAUUCUCCAAUGUGCCGGACAACAAGUGCGUGAUCCGCAAAUCCGGCAGCCGACUGACCGGCACCGCCCGCUACGCCUCCGUAAAUGCGCUACGUGGAGGAGAACAAUCCCGGCGGGAUGACCUUGAGUCCCUGGGCUAUGUCCUCAUGUACCUGUUAAGGGGCACCCUGCCGUGGCAGGGCCUGAAGGCCACCUCCAAGAUCCAGAAGCACGAGAUGAUCGCCGAAAUGAAGGUCUCCACGAGGGUGGAGGACCUGUGUCGUGGCUACCCAGAUGAGUUCUUCCACUUCAUCGUCUACAGCCGAGCAAUUCGCUUCGAGGAGGAGCCCAACUAUCUGCACACAAGGCGCUCCUUUCUGGACUUACUGCACCGGCUCAAGUUCCCCAACGACAAGAUCUACGACUGGGACAUCCUCAACAAGAAAAUGGAAGAGCUGAACCAAAAGAAAGCGGAGGAAAAGGUCGAACUAGAAUUCGACUAGGGCCCGGUAGAGUACACCCAUGUUGUAUGUUAAAUGUAAAGACGUCUGACUUUUCCAGUGGCCUGUCAGAAAUGCCAAUUUAAAAUACACAAGCUGCCAGCUACCAAAA
This is a messenger RNA of Drosophila rhopaloa, 1160 nucleotides long. Its product is annotated as casein kinase I. Lineage: Eukaryota; Metazoa; Arthropoda; Insecta; Diptera; Drosophilidae. Gene Ontology annotation, cellular component: nucleus; cytoplasm. The record is from RefSeq and is a predicted model, not a curated record. Gene Ontology annotation, biological process: signal transduction; endocytosis; peptidyl-serine phosphorylation. The transcript has a single exon. The coding region runs from base 80 to 1051 and encodes 323 amino acids. Gene Ontology annotation, molecular function: protein serine/threonine kinase activity; ATP binding.